Molecule: messenger RNA, 395 nt
Organism: Amoebophrya sp. A120
Lineage: Eukaryota; Dinophyceae; Syndiniales; Amoebophryaceae
Source: the annotation of a GenBank genome assembly
CGCGGUCGCCCAAUCGCUUCCCGCCGCCGCCGCGGGGCGGUGGCUUUCGUGGUGUCUUCGGUCGGAUGGGCCGGGCCGGCACCGCGGCCGUAGCGCUGCCGGGGCGCCCGCGUCGCUGCCCAGGUGCCCAGGAUCUCCCUUGCCUCGCCCCUGCCCCGGGCCGGCUUGGGGGCUGGCAGGCAGAGGAGGGAGACUGACCCACCCGGCCGGGUUCCUCGGUUUGAUUGGUGGGUGGGCCAGUGCCUAUUGUUCUAUUUGGCGCGUCGCGAAGCGCGUGUGGCUGGUGCCAUCCGUGUGCGUUGUUAGUUGCAGCGGCCCUACUCGCGUUGACGCUCGCAAUGGGUAGCCCCUUGCCGCCGGGCAGGCUCUUGCAAUAUUAUAUUUAGAGAAGGAAC